Xiphophorus hellerii (green swordtail) is the source of this 5788-nucleotide messenger RNA. Its product is annotated as Fc receptor-like protein 5. Lineage: Eukaryota; Metazoa; Chordata; Actinopteri; Cyprinodontiformes; Poeciliidae. Gene Ontology annotation, molecular function: transmembrane signaling receptor activity. The transcript has 29 exons. Gene Ontology annotation, cellular component: external side of plasma membrane. The coding region runs from base 560 to 5218 and encodes 1552 amino acids. The record is from RefSeq and is a predicted model, not a curated record. Gene Ontology annotation, biological process: cell surface receptor signaling pathway; immune response.
AGUUCUCCCACAACGUGGAAGAACUGGACUCAAAUCUGGGAUUUUUAUACAUGGAGUUUCUUCCCAUGAAUCAUGGAUUCUCUCCAGGCCUUCUAACGAGACACCAUUGGAUCCAGCUGUGUUAAACCAGGGAGAGAACUAUAUCAUGCCCGAUACCGGACCCUGAGGACCAACUUUGGACACCCCUGGUGUGCCAUUUACAGCUUAAUAACCCAGUUGGUGGUUUCCUGUGGUUUGGAGGUCAAAACCAAAUUUCCACCACAACAUCAGAACAUCCGCUGUGAAUCUACUCAAACGGUGGCCCGUCCCUUAAAAAUGAAGAGCAAAAAUAUAUUCGGUUGCUGCUGUGGACAGGAAGUCUGAAUCUAACACUUCACUGUGGUCAAAGCUGCUCCUGCAUACUUUAUUAACGCUGAGUAAAAGGGGAGGAAACACAGGCACAUUAGAGAAUGACAGUUUUUUAGUGCCUUAAAUGCAACCUCUGUUUUUGUUUUUAGUACUUUAGCGAGAGCAAAGUGCAGCUGCUCCAAUUAGCUGUGCAGCAGAUCUGGAAGUGAACAUGGGGGAAACUUUACUCUGCAGACUGGGCUUCUUUUUGUUGUGGUCCCUCUGCUGUGGAUAUCCUGAAGCAGAUAAACCCAGAGCCAAACUGACAGCAGACAGAACAAUCAUACCAGCAGGGGGCAGCAUAACACUGAGCUGCUCUGUGGACGAAUCUGAUGACUGGAAGUUUGACUGGUUCAGAAAUGAUCAACAAUAUUCUGUAGCUCGGUUCAGAGGAACCAGUGAACCAAACAGAGUCAUCAGUGUCUCAGAGGGAGGAGAGUACAGCUGCAGAGGAGGAAGAGGAGAUCCAGUUUUUCAUACAGAAAAAAGUAACGUUCAGAAAAUUGUGUCUGGGCCGACUGUGAACCGGCAUCCCAGCUGGCCUGUUGUAUUCAGAGGAGAGACGGUCACUCUGAGAUGUGAGAUGCAGGAUGAUGAAGGAACUCAGUGGACGUAUGAAUGGAGUCCAAGCAACAGAAAAUCUCCAACAUCCAAUGAAUACAGGAUCAGCAGAGUCUCUAAGUCUGACAGUGGGAGCUACUGGUGUAAGGCUAGUAAAGGCUAUCAGAGAUCAGGCUGGAGCUCUGAAUUUAAACUGACAGUGAAAUCAAAUGGACCCAAAGCCUCAAUAAAAGCAAGUCCUAACAUCAUACCAGCAGGGGGCAGUGUAACACUGAGCUGCUUUAUUUACAUCGGUGUUGGCUGGAAGUUUGACUGGUUCAGACUGGAGUCCAAGUCUUCUACAGCUCAGCCCAUCAGAACCAAUGAAUCGGAUGGAGUCCUCUCCAUCUCAGAGGGAGGAGAGUACAGCUGCAGAGGAGGAAGAGGAGAUCCAGUUUUCUAUACUGAGACCAGCAGAGAGGUCACUAUUGAGAAAACAGUUCCCAUUACACCAACUGUGAUCCAACAACCCAAUUGGGCCCAGAUCUACAGAGGAGAGAGAGUCACUCUGAGAUGUGAGAUCCAGGAUGAUGGAGGAACUCAGUGGACGUAUGAAUGGAAACCAAACAAUAUAAACUCUCCAACAUCCAGUGAAUUCAUGAUCACUGCUGAUAGCAGAGGAGAUUAUAAAUGCAGAGGAAGAAGAGACAGUUUCACCUUCACAAAGUGGGGAGUCAUCACAUUAACAAUGUUCUCAGAUGAACCCAGAGCCAAACUGACAGCAGACAGAACAAUCAUACCAGCAGGGGGCAGCAUAACACUGAGCUGCUCUGUGGACGAAUCUGAUGACUGGAAGUUUGACUGGUUCAGAAAUGAUCAACAAUAUUCUGCAGAUCAGUUCAGAUCAAUCAAUGAACUGUACAGAGUCAUCUAUGUCACAGAGGAAGGAGAGUACAGCUGCAGAGGAGGAAGAGGAGAUACAGUUUUUAAAACUGCAUUUAGUGGUAAAGUCUCUGUUCUGAGAACUGUUUCCAAGCCGACUGUGAUCCUACAACCCAAUCGGCCUGUUGUAUAUAGAGGAGAGAAAGUCACUCUGAGAUGUGAGAUCCAGGAAGGAGGAAGAACUGAGUGGACGUAUGAAUGGAAAAGAAACAAUGGAAACGCUGAAAUAAGUUCCAAUGCAUACAGGACCAUUACAGUCUAUAAAUAUCACAGUGGAGAGUACAGCUGUAUGGCUAGAGGAGAUCAUGAGCUAACAGAAUGGAGCGAUGCCGUCACACUGACAGUGAGACCAGAUGAACCCAGAGCCAAACUGACCGCAGACAGAACAAUCAUACCAGCAGGGGGCAGCAUAACACUGAGCUGCUCUUUGGACGAAUCUGAUGACUGGAAGUUUGACUGGUUCAGAAAUGAUCAACAAUAUUCUGUAGCUCGGUUCAGAGGAACCAGUGAUCCAAACAGAGUCAUCAGUGUCUCAGAUGAAGGUGUUUACAGCUGCAGAGGAGGAAGAGGAGAUCCAGUUUUUCAAACGGAAAACAGCAACCAAGUCUUCGUUCAGAAAACUGUUUCCAAGCCGACUGUGAUGAUACAGCCCAGUGGACCUGUUGUAUAUAGAGGAGAGAAAGUCACUCUGAGAUGUGAGAUCCAGGAAGGAGGAACAGGAACUGAGUGGAUGUAUGAAUGGAAAACAAACAAUGGAAACGCUCAAAGAAGAUCCGGUGAAUACAGGACCAUUACAGUCUAUAAAUAUCACAGUGGAGAGUACAGCUGUAUGGCUAGAGGAGAUCAUCAGCUAACAGAAUGGAGCGAUGCCGUCACACUGACAGUCAGACCAGAUAAACCCAGAACUAAACUGACAGCAGACAGAACAAUCAUACCAGCAGGGGGCAGCAUAACACUGAGCUGCUCUGUGGACGAAUCUGAUGACUGGAAGUUUGACUGGUUCAGAAAUGAGCAACAAUAUUCUGUAGCUCGGUACAGGUCAAACGAUGAACUGUACAGAGUUAUUUAUGUCUCAGAUGAAGGUGUUUACAGCUGCAGAGGAGGAAGAGGAGAUCCAGUUUUUCAUACAGAAAAAAGUAACGUUCAGAAAAUUGUGUCUGGGCCGACUGUGAACCAGCAUCCCAGCUGGCCUGUCGUAUUCAGAGGAGAGACGGUCACUCUGAGAUGUGAGAUGCAGGAUGAUGAAGGAACUCAGUGGACGUAUGAAUGGAGUCCAAGGAACAGAAACUCUCCAACAUCCAAUGAAUACAGGAUCAGCAGAGUCUCUGAGUCUGACAGUGGGAGCUACUGGUGUAAGGCUAGUAAAGGCUAUCAGAGAUCAGACUGGAGCUCUGCCUUUAAACUGACAGUGAACUCAAAUGAACCCAAAGCCUCAAUAAAAGCAAGUGAUAACAUCAUACCAGCAGGGGGCAGUGUAACACUGACCUGCUUUAUGGACAUCGGUGUUGGCUGGAAGUUUGACUGGUUCAGACUGGAGUCCAAGUCUUCUACAGCUCAGCCCAUCAGAACCAAUGAAUCGGAUGGAGUCCUCUCCAUCUCAGAGGGAGGAGAGUACAGCUGCAGAGGAGGAAGAGGAGAUCCAGUUUUCUAUACUGAGACCAGCAGAGAGGUCACUAUUGAGAAAACAGUUCCCAUUACACCAACUGUGAUCCAACAACCCAAUUGGGCAAACAUCUACAUAGGAGAGAGAGUCACUCUGAGAUGUGAGAUCCAGGAGGAUGGAGGAACUCAGUGGACGUAUGAAUGGAGACCAAACAAUAUAAACUCUCCAACAUCCAGUGAAUUCAUGAUCACUGCUGAUAACAGUGGAUAUUAUGGCUGCAGAGGAAGAAGAGACAGUUUCACCUUAACAAAGUGGGGAGUCAUCACAUUAACAGUGUUCUCACCCAAACCUCAGCCUGUCCUCUCUGUGUCUCCAUCAUGGCCGAAUCCUGGAGCCUCAGUGACUCUGAGCUGUGAGAGUUUGGAGCUUCAAUCAGCAGGAUGGAGGUUCUUCUGGCAUAAAGCUGUUCCUGAUAUAUCCAGCAGUACCUACAGAUUUGACCUGCUGCCUGGCAGCACCAAUGGGACUGAGCAGAACUCCUUCAUCAUUAAUGGACCGACUCACACAGCAGGAUUUGUGUGCAGAGCAGGAAGAGGAGAACCAAAGUUUUACACUGAUUACAGUGAACCAAUGUUUGUCUGGUCUGCAGACUCUCAUCCAGCAGCUUCUCUCUCAGUGAGUCCUGACAGAGUUCAACAUUUAAUGUAUCAGUCUGUCACAAUGAAAUGUGGUGGGAACGACACCAAGUGGAGAAUGAGGAGGUUUACAGAAUCAACCAGUCCAACAUACGUUCAAUGCUCCAACUGGGGGAAGAUGGAUGGAUCCUCAUGUACCAUUAACACACUGGAGGAUCACAGUGGAGUUUACUGGUGUGAGUCUGGAUCUGGAGAAUUCAGCAACGCAGUCAACAUCACUGUACAGGAUGAUUAUUAUGAUGGUGUUAUCCUGGUGAGCCCUGUUCAUCCUGUGACUGAAGGAGAUCCUGUUACUCUGAGCUGCAGAGAUAAAAAACAAAAUCUUCUCUCCAAUGUGUUUUUCUAUCAUAAUAAUAAACUCAUCAAUAAUGACGGCAGAGAGGAGCUGAAGAUCUCUGCAGUGUCAAAGUCAGAUGAAGGUUUCUACAAAUGUCAACAUUCAGGAAAAGAGUCACCAAGUAGCUGGAUGUCUGUUAGAGUAACCGAGUCCAGUCCUGUCGGCUCCUCGUCUCCUUUACUGCUGAUCAUUGGACCCAUUAGUGGAAUCGUUCUGAUUAUUUUCCUGCACUUGUUGUGGCGCUGCAGACAGCCCAGAGAUUUAUGCUCUUUCAGAUCAGAGAAAAACAAUCAGAGGUCGACCACCAAUCACAGAGCAGAGAUUGAGAUCAGUGAUAAUAACGCUCCUUCUCAAGGUGUUCCUCUCUAUGAAUCAGUCAAGCCUUCUGAAGCCACCGCAGCUGCUGAACCCAGAGAAAUAACGUACGCCAUGAUUCAGGUCAAAAAGCUCCGAAAAAAGAAAAAACCCCGUAAACCCGAGGAACGCGUUAUUUACGCUGAAGUGAAAACAAGAGCUGCAGAACUCGCUCCAACUUACGCUGAAAUCAAUAAGAAGAAAGUCAAGCAACACAGGAAAGAACUCGCUCCAACUUACGCUGAAAUCAAUAAGAAGAAAGUCAAGCAACACAGGAAAGAAAAACCUGCAGCAACAGAUGAAUCAGUUUAUUCUGAAAUCAAAUCAGGAGCAACUCUGGAAGAUGAAUCUGCCUUGUAGCACACCAUGCUCUCUUUCUCUUUUAUAUAUAUGUAUAUAUAUUCCCCACUAGGGAAAAGGGUGUAAGAAAAUGGAUGGAUAAUAUGCUUAGAAGUUCAUGUACAUGCUUCAUGCUUCAUAGAAUAUCUAUUUUGGUACUUUUAAAUAUAAUUAAUAUAUGUCUCUGAUCCAAAAUGCUGCAAAAGUGUGAAAUAUAUGAUAAUUUAUUUCCUCUAUUGCACAAUUAAAACAUAUCUAACUGUAUUAGGUAAAAAUGAUACUGUAAGGGUAUCAGUAUUAAAGUCUGUCUUUUUUAAAUUAACUAUAGCAUUGUAUUAUAUCGCAGUCUAAGCACUGUGGACUUUUUCAUGAUUUUUCUAUGUGCUCUUAAUGUAAUGUUUGUUGUUUCCUAUUUCUUCAAUGCUGAAGACAAAAGAUGGGAAUAAUUGGCUGAAGUUAAAAGAUGAAAAAAUAAAUGAUGUUACUAUUUAGAUUAAGCUUUAAAAACAGCUAAGCUGUCUUUAUUUAUUUUUUUUUUUUACAAACAUGUUACAUUUAAUAAAUAAAUAAAAUAUGUCCCAUUUUAAUGUA